Drosophila gunungcola (fruit fly) is the source of this 958-nucleotide messenger RNA. It is a transcript of the gene Dnaaf6, whose product is annotated as dynein axonemal assembly factor 6. Gene Ontology annotation, molecular function: dynein intermediate chain binding; protein-folding chaperone binding. The coding region runs from base 198 to 824 and encodes 208 amino acids. Gene Ontology annotation, biological process: axonemal dynein complex assembly. The transcript is spliced from 3 exons. The record is from RefSeq and is a predicted model, not a curated record. Lineage: Eukaryota; Metazoa; Arthropoda; Insecta; Diptera; Drosophilidae. Gene Ontology annotation, cellular component: cytoplasm.
UUUUUCCAAGUGAAGUUCAUAAGAAAAUCAUCAAUAUAUCAACAAAGUGGCCUGGAAAAUCGUUGUCAUGGCUGUAGAUUUUCCUCAUUCGGUCUGAGCCAACCGAGCUGUGUAGAACUCCAAGCCUUGCUAAAAGAAAUUGUUCUACUACAUAAAGAAAUAGUGAGAAAAUCCGAGCUAAAAUAUUCAGUGCAAAAAUGUCGAUCUUUGAUCAUCCGGACCAGCUGAAGUUGCUGCAGGACCUACUGAAUCCCAAUCAAAAGCGAGGCGGCAUCGAUUACAGCAGCAGUGAGGAUGAGGAUGAGUCCAUGGUGGUUCAUAAGCUGAAUCCUGGUGGCAUUGGGCGUAGCAAGGCGGCAGAUCCUGCUGGCAAAAGUAAAAAGAAACCCAAUCCUUUGGCGACUCCUUUGGUGGAGGAGGAGAAAAAACAGCCUGAGAAUCUGGAAGAAUGGCAGGAGCAGCAGGAGCGUGAGGAAAACGAUAUUCUGGAAAGCCGAAAGAGUCCAGAGUAUACGAUGACCUAUCGCCAGGCUGUGGGCACCGAGGACGUUUUCCUGCAGAUGGGCAAUCGCACUGGCUCCUCGGCCAGCUGUGAAGAUCUUAUCCUGGAGAUUUCCCUGCCUGAUGAAGAAAUGAGCGCCGAAAAAAUGUCGCUUAACUUGCAGGAAACUGAAGUGGAUCUGGGUACCUGCUUAUAUCGCCUACGAUUGCCGCUUCCCCAUCCUGUCGAUGUGGACCGAUGUCAGGCGAAGUACGACAGCGAGCUCAAGAAGCUGCGGCUCACUUUGCGCCUAAAACGGGAGCUAGACUACGUUAAUUUUUAAAAUCUUAAAUAAUUUCCAUUUAUUGUUUCUUACACAUUACUAACACCAACUUCCACACGUAAGUUGAUGAAUUACCAAACAUUAUCACCAAAAUUAUAGUGUGACCGAAUCCGAAUGAAAAAUUAACAUAUACG